Molecule: messenger RNA, 4460 nt
Organism: Galleria mellonella (greater wax moth)
Lineage: Eukaryota; Metazoa; Arthropoda; Insecta; Lepidoptera; Pyralidae
Exons: 2
Coding region: 262-4422 (1386 amino acids)
Source: RefSeq, a predicted model, not a curated record
AAAGUGAAUAUUUAAAUAAAAGUGCUCCGUAAAGGACAAAGAAAAUAAAAAAAUAUACAUACAUACAUACAUAUCUGUCACGCCUGUCUCCCAUUAGGGUAGGCAGAAACAAUGGAACGCCAAAUGCUACGAUUAAAGUGCUCCGUAAAGGAUAAAGAAAAUAAAAAAAAAAAUAUCAGUUUAACUUGCCUUUAGUGAUUCUAGGCAUUUAGUGAUACUAAACUUGUGCUCGCCAGUGAAAGUUGGGAUUGUUUAUUAAUUAUGAAAUUUCUCUUUCAGUUGUUCUUGGCCAUAGGCCUUGUGAGUACGGAGAAAUUGGAUCGAACGUAUUUACCACCACCUGGUGCUAAGUUUUCUGGAGGAAGCCCAGGAGAUAUUCAGACGCCUUUAGAGUUCCCUAAAGAUACUUAUCCUACGACAACACGACCAGACGAUCGGUUAACUCAUACAGAUGAUUCCCAAAUAGAAGUUGGAAUAAACAGAGGAUUACCACCAGUUUCUGAAGGACCAGGCCUGCCUACAGUUUAUAGACCUCUUGCCCCAAGUUCUAAACCAUCAUAUGAUUUCCAAAAUAUUUAUAAAUUACCAACAACGACGACGUCAUACGCUUUCUCUCAAACUACCACGCACCCUCCCGUAGAAGGCUUAGAUAAUACAGUUGGCCCAUUCGGUCUCAUAACUUCUGGGUUCCCAACAACCUAUUUCCCUGAUUUCUCAACUACUUCACCUGGUUUAUUUACGGCACCUCAUUUGGAACAGGGACAGGAAAAUAUUUCUGGAUAUCAACCAUCUGGUAAUAUUCAACAACCUGGACAGGUACCUCCUUUUAAAGACGCUGUGUCUCCAUCCAUUACACCUGUUAGUCAAUCCGCCAUAGAUCAGAAUCGUCCUGGCUAUUCCGUAGAACAGCGUAAUCAAUACCAACAUGUACAACAACCAGUUUCAAAUGUUCCCUCUGGAUCUAAGAUGCAAGUAUCUGAUUUCGUAUCCCAGUUCCCCCAAUCAGAAGGACAAAAUGUAGGUCAAUAUCAAGGAUUCCCGACAAGUGUUCAAACUGUAGAUCAGCCUGGUCUUGUUACAUCUAAUGUCCCAACCUCUAUAUCGCCUGAUAUUACUGCCUCUUAUGUUAAUAAUUUUGAUCGCACACAAGGGCAAACAUUUCCUGGCAAAAAUGUUCCUCCACUGAAUCUGACUCCUAACCAGCAGUCUGUAACAACUCAAAGUGAUAUGAUUAGCCCUGGUUCACAAUUUAUUCAGCAACCAGGACAGCAGCAAUACCAAGGUAAUGCAGCAGGGAGGAUUCCAUCACAACAAGUUCUCUCCCAAACAGACACAAAAUUUGGACAACCUGGCUUCGAAGAUUCACAAAAUGUUUAUACACCAUCUUCUACUAUUUCUCCUGCUAUUCAGGCAUCAGAUUUCCCCCGUACGCCUAAUUUACAGACUUCAGCAUUGCCUGAUGAGAAUAUUUUAGCAUCAACUCCAAUUUAUACAGAUAUUAAUCGAGGAAUUAUUCCAAGUAGACCAGUAAAUCGUCCUGAAAGACCACAAGCAGAAUCAGAUAGAAAUGCUGUUAUCCUUAAUUAUGAAAAUACCAUAACUCCUGAAGGAGAAUUCGCAUACAGUUUUGAUACUUCCAAUGGCAUACAUGCAGAAGAGAAUGGAACAUCAGUCGACGGUGUGAAAGCAAAAGGAGCAUAUUCAUAUAUUGGUGACGAUGGCAAACUAUAUAGUAUUGUAUACUCAGCAGAUGAAAAUGGUUUCCAACCUCGUGGAGAUCAUUUACCUACACCUCCACCAGUACCUGAAGCUAUACAAAAGGUUAUAGAACAAGCUAUCAGAGAUAAAGAAGCUGGUAUAUCUGAUGAUGGUACUUACAAUGACGAUAAAUAUGGGCAUAAGAAAUAUCAAGGUAUUAUGAGUGGUUACCGCCCUAUAGGAUCAAGCCAAGAUGUUAAUAAAGAUAGGGAUGUCACCAAAUUACCUAAGAAUCGUUACAAUGAUGACGGCGAGAUAGUAUCAGUUGGAAGUGAAGGAAAAUACAUUCCUAGUGAAGAAGAAAGUGGUGAUGAUUUAAAAGAUACUACCGUAGGUAACAGACGUCGACCCGGUAGUAUGAUUUCUUCAAAACGUCCUGUUGGUCAAUUAUCGACUGAAAAUGGUAAUGAAGAAGAUCAGGAUCGUUAUGAAGGUUUACCUAAAAAUGAAUAUGAUCGUCGUCGACCAAUUAAUAAAAUUCCCGAAAGAUAUCCUGCAAAUCGUAUACCAGAAGAUAGUAAUAAUGAGAAUAAUCAGGAAUUUUAUGAUGAUUUAAGAAGUGACAGUAAAAAGUAUCCUAUUGAAAAUGUACCUACCAAACCUUUCUUCAAGAAACAACCCACUGAUGUUAAUACACCUACUUAUGAAGAAGACUUUGCAGAUAAUGGAAAAGUAUCCAUUGGAAAUAUAAACUUUCAGCGUCCCUCUAAUCAGUUUCCAGGUACUGAUGUAGAUGAUGAAAAAGAUAAUUUCCAAAAAUACAGUAGUCAGAGACGACCUACAACUAAAAUCCCAUCUAGCACAUCAGAUGACCGUAUAAAAGUAAACAAUGAAUUGAAAUAUGUAAAACAAGGGAAGACCCAACCGAUUGAAGCUGGAAUAAGUAAGUCUCAAAUACCUGAUAAAUUUUAUCCAAAUGCUGAUAAGUAUUCGUUAAGUCAUCCAAAAGACGAUACUGUAGAAUAUGAAGAUCAAACAGAAGUUUCUGGUGAUGCUGCUCAAAAUUCAAAUAUUCCAAUAGUACGUGGUCGUAUACCUUCAGAAAUAUCAGGUAAUAAAUUCGUAGAUUCCGAUGAUACUACUUAUAAAUCAGUAUCACAGACUAGGAAACCAUACACACAGAAAACAGUGACUACAACACCAUUUACAACGAAGCGCCCAAGUUUCGUUGAUAGAUAUAAUCAAAAUAGAGAUAAGUCACAAACGCAGACUACACUUACACCUGAAACUGUAUCCUAUGAUCAAUUUGAAGAAAAUCUUGCUACUGGAUCUCCAUAUACUAGUCAAAGUGGAAAGCAAUCAACAUUUAAGCAACAACCUAUUGCUGGAAACAAAUUAACCAACUUACCUACAAUUCAAAAAGAAAGUGGUUAUCAGUAUCUACCGCCACAAAAGAAAUUUGAACAGGGUACAUCUAAAUUUCCAUCAAAAUCACAAGAAAUAUUACAAUCUACAAAAAUUCCUUCAAAAUAUUAUGAUAGUAAAGAUAACGGAAUAAAUGCAAAACCCUUCACAACACCCAGUGUGACUCGUGAUGAAACAGUAGAUAAUGAUUACGAACAUGUUCCGGAAGAUGAACAAUACGGAACAUCCAUUACAGCCAAGCCCAGCUAUACACCUAAUUUAAACCAAAACCAACCACCAUUUACUCAACAGAAAGAUUUAAAUCAGUAUAAUGGUCCAGAAUACAAUGUACAACAAACUACACCUUCUCGAUAUGAUAAUGAAGAUACUCAAAAUAGAUUUCCUGGACAAGUUAGUCCACAAACAGUUGCUUCACGCCGACCUUCAUAUCAAGAAACGAAGACAACUGGUAGACCUUACCAACAAUUUAGACCUGGUUUAGAACAUGAAAAAUCACAAGAUAUUGAAAAACAGCCACUACCCGGCCAAGAUAAAAAUAAGUAUUUUGAUGAAAAAUAUCCAGAUAGACCAAGUGGUUCUUUUGGAUUGAUUCCUUCAACUGCGUCAACGCCAGCUGAAGGUACAUUUGUUACUACUGCCAAGACAGAUGUUUAUAGACCGGGGCAAGACUUUCAGGUAAAUAAUGAGGGAAUUGGUAAGCGUCCUGGUACACAAGAAUAUGGUUACAUGUCAACCACCAGAAUGCCUUCACAAUCACAGUCAAUAGGAAAUAUCCCAUCACAGUCACCUAAAAGCACAUAUCGACCAACUGUUUCUGAAACAGAUGACUAUUCUAGAACUCCAGGUUUUGAAACAUCUCGGAAACCGGGGUCUAAAAUACCUGGUAGACCUAGUACGUACUCUAAAGGACAACUUCCUAGUACUACGUAUCGACCUCCUUUUACGUUGAGAGAUGAUACUGAUCAAGAAAGCGUAAUUGAUGAAUUUAGACCAGUUUCAAAUAAAUUCCAACCUAAUCAAGGAUUCGAGCGCACUACGACAUAUCGACCAAAGUAUUCUGGUCAAGACAGAGCUGCAAGUACUCCAGGUUACCAAACUCCUGAUGAUAGAAUGUCUACAGAAUUUAAGCCAGGUUUUGGUAGAUUUGAUACUCCAACUACCUUCCCCGCAACACAGGAAGGGUUAUCUACUACAACACCAUACAGAGCUCAACCCACAACACAAAAGGUCAUCGGCGAAGAUUUCAGUGGCCCCAAACAACCUCAAAAGUUCGAUCCGAAAUAUGGUUACUAUUAUUAAUAGUCUCAAUGGAUAUUAUUUAUUAUAGUUUAAUUUAU